Glarea lozoyensis ATCC 20868 is the source of this 228-nucleotide messenger RNA. RefSeq lists its product as uncharacterized. The transcript has a single exon. The record is from RefSeq and is a predicted model, not a curated record. Lineage: Eukaryota; Fungi; Ascomycota; Leotiomycetes; Helotiales; Helotiaceae. The coding region runs from base 1 to 228 and encodes 75 amino acids.
AUGAAACAGCCAAUCAGUAACAAUGUUAACGAGGACGAGGCUAACGAGCGAAAAACGAUUUCCACUCUGGAUACCGGACGCGAACCUAAACGGUUCUGCGCAGCUUGGGAUCACACCUUAGAGGCUACUCCAAUGCUCAGGGAGUCUCUCGGCAGGAUUCCUCGAAACGUGGGAAGGACAGGUGGAGACUGGACUGGGUUGCCUUCAGCCGGAAAGAAGAGCGAAUGA